AUGACCCCUUCAGGUAGUCGUUCCUCGACGACUGUCAAUGAGCCUACAUCCAUGGAGAUGCAACGCACAUACACUGCUGAGGGGUCUCCCAAGAAAGAGGCCCCUCAGCAGCUGCCAAAGAAUGGGGUUGAUCUAGUGGAAAGUACAGAGGCCGGUAUCCCUUCAACAUAUGCCGACAUAGUGGCAUCUCGUCUCUCAACAGCACAUCGUGAUUUCCUCAUGGAACGUCAUGGUACUUUGGAACUGGAUCCCAUUCCCAGCAUGGAUCCUGCGGAUCCCUACAACUGGCCCUCUUGGAAGAAAAUCGCCAACCUUCUUCUAGUAGCCUUUCACGCCUGUAUGGGGACAUUUGCGGCCGCCGGCAUCAUCCCUGCCUAUGAGACGAUUGCUGAAGAAUUCGAUGUUACGCUUCACCGGGUCACUUAUUUGACUUCCCUUCAGAUCGCUAUUCUGGGUGGUGCACCUUUAUUCUGGAAGCCACUUUCCAACCGAUAUGGCCGACGACCCGUCUUCCUCCUUUCCUUAAUUUGUAGUCUGGUCUGCAACAUCGGGUGUGCAAAGUCUCCUGACUAUGCGUCACUCGCAGCAUGCAGAGCAUUGCAGGCGUUCUUUAUCUCACCAGCAUCAGCGAUCGGAAGCGGUGUUGUGAUGGAAACAUUCUUCAAGAAGGACCGAGCAAAGUAUAUGGGUGUGUGGACGCUGUUACUCACGCUUGGAAUUCCCAGCGGUCCCUUUAUCUUCGGUUUCGUAACAUACCGAGCGAGUUAUAUCUGGAUUUUCUGGGUUCUGGCGAUAAUCAACGGUGUUCAGUUUAUCCUGUAUCUUUUCCUGGGUCCUGAGACUCGCUAUCUCGGCUCAAACGAGGACCCCAAGGAGCCUGCGUGGAAGAGGGAGUACGUCAGCAUCCGACGAAUUGACCCAACCCCUAUCCAGUGGAUUGAGUUCAUCGCACCGUUGGGGCUUUGCUUCCGCCCUUGCGUAAUAGUGCCCGCUGCUGCAUAUGCCAUGAUCUUUCUCCUUAGCAAUGUGCUGUCCACCGUCGAAGUACCACAGCUGCUGCAAGGGAAGUUCGGGCUCAAUGCAGAGCAGCUAGGGCUCCAAUUCUUGGGCCCAAUUAUCGGUUCUCUCAUCGGAGAGCAGCUGGGUGGACGCAUGUCCGACCUCUGGAUGAAUAUGCGGGCGAAACGAGCGCAGCGAAAGCCAGAGCCAGAGUUCCGACUUUGGCUCAGCUACCUGGGCUACGCCUGCUCCAUUGUUGGUAUCAUUGUCUUCCUUGUUUGCACUGAGAAGGCCAAGGAGGGCAAGUGGAGCGUAGUUCCCAUUAUCGGUAUUGCCAUUGGAGCUGCCGGUAACCAGAUUGUGACGACCGUCCUUAUCACGUAUGCAGUGGACUGCCACCCCCAAGAUGCAUCCAGCGUCGGUGUCUGUAUCACAUUUGUUCGGCAGAUUUGGGGGUUCCUCGGACCGUUCUGGUUCCCGGGGAUGUUCGAAAACGUCGGCGUGGCUGCGAGUGCUGGUGUCUGUGUGGCUCUCAUGGUUGGAGCCAGUGUCCUGCCGACAAUUGCUUUGCAGUGGAAGGGUCGCUCUUUCAGGCUGUCAACGGAGGAGUAG
Molecule: messenger RNA, 1611 nt
Organism: Aspergillus mulundensis
Lineage: Eukaryota; Fungi; Ascomycota; Eurotiomycetes; Eurotiales; Aspergillaceae
Product: putative MFS transporter
Exons: 5
Coding region: 1-1611 (536 amino acids)
Biological process (GO): transmembrane transport
Molecular function (GO): transmembrane transporter activity
Source: RefSeq, a predicted model, not a curated record